AUGCUUCGAGGUCGGUACAACUGUGCUGACAGCGCUGUGUGCAAGCGAAUUGUUCAGGCUUUCGAAGAGGGAGAGGAUUGGCGUGUUGUUGCAAAACACAAUGGAGUGAAGUAUAAGACCGCUUACAACUGUAUUAAUGCCAAGGAACUGCAGCACGAACGUCAACCAAAAAGUGGAGGAAGGAAAAAGACUCUAAAUGACACGGAGGUCGACGAAAUGAUAACCUGGCUGGAAGAAGAUCCCACAAUCGCAUUGGAGCUGUUAAGAAUUCGAAUUAAAGCGGAGUUUGAGAUAGAGGUUUCACGCACAACAGUUGGAGAUUAUUUGAAAUGCCGACUGAUUUCAAUCAAGAAGCUUCAUCUCAUUCCAUAUGGAAUGAAUAAUGCUGAUACGAAGGUAAUUCGCCAGCGCCGCAACGAGGGACCUGCUGCUUGCCCAGCUAUCCCGGGCGAGAAACCACACCUCGUUGACAGCUGUGAGUCUCAGGCAGGCCCAGUGAACUUGGACUGUGCUGCAGAAGUACCAUCAGCACACGGAUGGACUGGACGUAACAACUAG
Messenger RNA from Echinostoma caproni, 558 nucleotides. The record is from the annotation of a GenBank genome assembly. NCBI's taxonomy places the organism in Eukaryota, Metazoa, Platyhelminthes, Trematoda, Plagiorchiida, Echinostomatidae.